Lytechinus pictus (painted urchin) is the source of this 5384-nucleotide messenger RNA. RefSeq lists its product as uncharacterized. NCBI's taxonomy places the organism in Eukaryota, Metazoa, Echinodermata, Echinoidea, Temnopleuroida, Toxopneustidae. The record is from RefSeq and is a predicted model, not a curated record. The coding region runs from base 392 to 2599 and encodes 735 amino acids. Gene Ontology annotation, molecular function: netrin receptor activity. The transcript has 10 exons. Gene Ontology annotation, cellular component: membrane. Gene Ontology annotation, biological process: netrin-activated signaling pathway.
AGGUUGGCAUUGACAGUCGAUGUCCUUGACUCCCAUCGACUCCGUCGUCCAGAACUCAGUCAGAUCCACUGGCUUGGCUAACUGCACGUGCAAGACUUUACUUGGUUCCAUCCUCUUAUGCGGCAACGUUCCUAGGAUCACCCAUCCAACAGGUGAAUGACGAGCAGCAAAGUUGUGGGUCUCCUUUGACUCACCUCCAUGGAACUUGGGAUGAUCACUGCCAACUAAUUGAAUAAAAUCUACCUAUACAAUUAUCGGUACUUCUAACUUCCGAGCUUGAAAGUUUCCUUUCUCCGGUGAUCCACCACUGUUCUGCUAUGGUUACAUUUCCGAGUGAAGACUGUAAUAGUUUUGCUGCCAAUCAACUUGGAAUACCAAUUGCAUAGCAGAGAUGGCCGACGAUCGAACAGAGGAUUCUACGUUGCUAAAUAAGUUGAAAGAGGUAAAGAUAUUCGACAAGCCAUCGAGGGAAAUGAUUGGUCCAUCAAAGGUCAAAGAGCUGACAGAAGUAAACCUACGAGGCCAGGCACCGGUAGAAUUAAAGUUUCCAAGCGAGUUGAAUGAUGCCCUUUCUAAAACACGGAGACUACAUUUUUUUGAUCAGUAUGGAUGGAAUGUGUAUAAGAUGUAUGGAUACAUCGAUCGCUACCUAAAGCUUGAACAUUAUGCUACCAAGGUCUCUGUUAUUGGAUAUGGAAGAGAAUAUCAUCGGCGUAUAUCUUGGAAUAUCGAUGACGAUGGAGCUUGGAUAGUAUUUGAAGAUGCAUCACCACAAGAUCUAAUAGAAAUGAUCUCUGCACUGGCUCCAUUGUGUCAAAAAGUGGAACAUAUUACCACUGUCUUAGACGAGCAUCUGGAUAUUCAUACGCAUGGAUCACCACUUUUCAUUCCAAUGAGAUCUGUCCUCGCCGUUUGCCUUUACGCACACUAUGUACCACUCCAUGACUCAUUACAGACCGUCAGGAGGUGUUUUCCAAGUGCAAAGAGUCUCGUGCUAGAUUAUGACUUAGCAUUAUCAUUUGAAUUCACUUCCAGACACCACCCUGGCAUCCCGCUGUCUUCACUGAGAAUAUUGGAAUUACGUAACCUACAUUGCCGCGAUACUCUUGACAUGCUCUUUCUCCUGCUUUCUUCUUCCUGUCAAAACAUUGAAUCCCUCACCGUCACAAGCAAUGAUCCCCUCAAAUGGGAGAAGUCAAAGACAGCCAUUACAGAAUGUAAAUUACCUAAUCUGACUGAUAUCCAUCUUGAAUCUCGUUGGUCUGACCAUGGACCUGUAGUGUGGAGGUAUAAAGAGCACUAUGCACUCCAAAUGAUAACAGACUUAUUACGUAUGAUGAGUCCUAGUUUGAAAUUUGUCAAAGUAAAAAGUGUAAAGCUAGGAAAUGUAGUUAUGAAGAGUAUUGAAUGGUCCCGAACAUCAUCAGAUUGUGUGUUGCAGAUUCAAGAUGUAUCACUACUCGCAGAAAGGUUGGUUUUUGGAUACGCAUUGCGAAAGUCAGCUGCUGUACCCAUAACCAAGUUAAUCGAUAUUACAACCAGUGAAUUUAAAGAGGUUACUGUCCUUACACUUGUCAGUUGCAAGAUUGAUUUUGGGCAGUCUAAACGUAAGUCCCAUCAAAGCCCGAAGGAUCUUGGUACGUUGCGGGAAAUAAGGUUCUUUAGUUCAGAAUACUCACUUUCCAAAUCUGAUAGGAAAAAGCUUGUUAAAUUGUAUCCUAAUGUCAAAGUGACUGAAAAACAGGAGAGUCAGGAAUCAUCUGAAGAAUCUCAGGAGGGUGCAGGGAUACCUUCCAAGUUGGACAAAGCCUCCUCUCAAUCACUCAAGACAUCUGCCAUAGAUAAACUUUCUGAGGUAAAGGUUAAAUUUCAUGAAGACACAGGCUCACAGAACCCUGAAGGUGGAGAAGAAGAAACCUCAUGGCAAGAAAAAGAAGAGGAAUUUGACGUCAACCAAGAAAGCCUGCCCAAUGAAACAGUUCCUGAUGAAAGAGAUGUCAAAACAACCAAGAAGGAGUGCUGCAAGAGAAUUGGAGCUGAUGGUGGUAGACUGCGGCUAGAGUCCUUUGGGAUUGAACUGGAGAUACCUCCUGGUGCAAUCGGCAAAGAGCCACAGGAAAUCUCUCUUUGUGUUCUGACCGAUACUCCUAAUAUUGGUGACACCAAAGAAGAGAUGUCAGUCUGCUUCGGCGUACAAUGUUUAGCUCCUGAUGACUUAGUCCUGAGGUCACCGGUGACUUUCUCAAUACCUCAUUGCGCUGUUGCAACACUCUACUUCAGUUUAAAGGCAGUCCUGUACACAGGAGAGGGAGAAUACUCGCCACAUGCAGUUAUUAAGGAACGGAAAGUACUGUCAAGCUCUGGAAUACCCAGCUGCAAGAUCAUGAAGGACGUACUUGAACUCAAGAUGGAUCAUUUUUCGUGGGCGAAGAUUAUGAUCAGGAUCAAGAACUUCUUCUUCCGCGGAAAGAGGAUGUGCUUCGUGCCGUUUAAAGAGAAGUACUUGUCCCUGGCAAAGACACCUCUCAUCUUACAUGCCAACUUUUAUGAUGAUGUGGAAGGGAACAAAGAGGUAAGUUUAACAAUUUCCUUAUUUUAACGAAAUUGCUGUUUUUAUGAUCUAUCUUGGCAUGAUGGGUCAAUGUUAGAGCGGCCACCUCAUAAACGAUCGGGAGUGGGAUCGAUCCCGGUCGAGUCACACCAAAGACUUGCAAAACUGGGACCUUCUCCCUUCUUGUUAGGCGAUCAACGUUACGAUUAGAUUGGAUAUUUAGAACAAUUUAUUGCAUUUGAACCAUAAAGACAAUUUUGGUAACUCAUUAUUGAGUGUAAUUACCAAGGAAUUUAUGUUAUCAUGUGAGGAAAAGACGUUAGUGUCGUCUGCAAAUAAUAUCAAAGAUAAGCGAAAAGUUGUAUUAGUUAAGUCAUUGAUAUAAGUUAAAAAAAAUAACAGGCCUAAUAUCGAUCCUUGUAGAACGCCGCAUCGGAUUGGUAACAAAGUUUGAGGAAACGUUAUUAUACACCACAUAUUGUUGUCUAUUGACUAAAUAACUCUGAAACCAAGAAAGUGCAAAACCGUGGAUUCCAUAUUGAUUAAAGGUAUUGUUUAACUUUGUGAGCAGCCGAUUUAAAAAAUUCUCAAACCAAGAUGAAACAAGUGUACAAGUGCAUGUAUCAGAACUAAUAAACCCUGAAAACAACCAUUAUUGAGAAUGAAAAGCUAAAACUACAAGGCAAACCCCGAUUUUGUAAAAAGGCGUCUUACAGACGCCUAAAUAGUACACAUAAGUGUAUGGGAUGAAAUUAAGAUGGUGUUUUCAGUCACUUUAUAUUUCAAUUUUUGAAGCACUAAAUAAUUAUUUUCGAACAAAAUUUUUUCUGGGCUUCAUUUUUUUAACAUAUCACAGACACAGGUGACAAGUGUGACCUUCUAGCUCAGAUUUUUAACAGUCAAACCAAUGUUAACCAAUCACUUUAAGCUUUUUAAUCAUAACUUCAAUACUUAAUCAAUAAUUCUUCAGGAUUUAUAACAGGAAACCAUUUAAUACCAACUCAAACUUUAUUUUAAGAAAUUAUUACACAUUCUUCUUCCAGCUAAACUUUUGACGUUUCUUAUUCACUACAUUCCUGCUUCUCACUAAAAGAUCCACUCCCUCAAAUUCAGGGUAAAGUUAUGACGUACAAAUUGUUUUGGUCAAGCGUAUGUUACGAUCUUAUAAGCGACUCGGGCUAAACCUGCAACUCGCCGGGUAAGUUCGCGAAAAAGUGUUCUAUUGCAAAUAAUAAUGUACACGCCCGCACCAUGGACCUAUUACGAAUGGACAUUCAACGAGAGCAUUUUAUGACCACCACCUGUUUCCAGCUGUCAAAAUUGCUGUCUAACCCUUAACUUUCUCUUUACGCGGUUUUUACAACGACCGCCCGGGGUGAUUGUUUACACAAGCUCCUUUCGCCCGAUGAUCGUCACCGAUCGAUCACUGGCCCUCUUUCGACCAAAGACGGUCAUGUUGUAGCCCCGAUUGCCAAUAGGGAAAGUCCUUACAUUACCUAGAAUGCAAUGCGCAAUUCAUAUCCGGUUUUUCAGUACAUUAUUUUAGGCUCUCUAUAAUGUGCGAUUGUCGUCUGUCCAUCAAAAAAAAUCCCGUUAAAUUUCAUCACUCCUGUGGAAUUUUAUGCCCAAAUGAAAAUCAACUUCUGACCGAAGGUAAGCGCUACUAUCGACAUCGAUACUGUCCGAAAAAGCUGAGAUUUUAACGUUUUUCCGCAGAUUUUUUCGUCGAAUUUCAACUGCUUUUUUGCCGUAGAUAUACGGAUCUGCAAGGUGAUGUCAAUGCAUUUCAUUUCCGGUUGUUAGCGAUGUACGUAAAAAAUACGUUUAUGCACGCCUGUUUUCUUGUUUCUGCUAUCAUUUUCAUAGCGCUAACGUUCGCUGCUGUGCGUUGCUUUUGAUAAAGUGAACGAACAACAUCGCAAUGGGUAGGAGCAGCGUACAAUUGAUUUCCGCUGUCAAUCAGUGAGAGCAUGUUUUACGACCGGCUUGAUGGGUGUCAGCUGCCAGCGCUCUGUUUAUAAAAGGAUUAGCGGCGACGGUCUCUGUGUCAAAGGAGGGGAUUCGUUGAACGUCCAUUCGUAAUAGGUCCAUGCCCGCACUGAAUGGGGAGUUGGUGCGAGAAAAUCACGUCAGUAAACGGUACCACCAAUUUUCCAUAAAAUACGUGACUAUUAUUAAAAAAAUCGUACUAUAUCGGUUCUGUAAUGUUAGGGAGUAAUUAUAUAAUUGCAGGCGUGAAUUUAUACGAUCGAAUACACUUCAUUCGGUCGAUAUAUCUGCAACUGCAUGUAGUAUCGUAUCGCCAACAAAUAAUGGUACCAAACAACACAGAGGCAGUGCGCGCACACACUGGACACAUUUUCAAUAAGCUAGGAAGCGAGUUACUCUAUAUCAGAAGUUUACAUCAUUUUUUAAUUGGUUACUGACCAAUAUGUUUUAUGAUAAUCAUUUUUUCCAAUUUGAUCUAAUUCUCAGUUCAAUAAGGGACACUGAAGAAAAAGAGACAGUUCGGCCGCUUCUAUCGCUCCCUCAUGUUUAGUUUCUUCGCAUUUAUACGCCCUUUCCUUUAUUCAUUAUUUGUUGUUUUAAUCUACUUAUCAUUAAGUUACCUUUUCGUUUACUAAUUAAUAAUUUCAUCAACAUAUUGGUUACUGACCAAUAUGCUUUAUGAUAAUCAGUUUUUCCAAUUUGAUCUAAUUCUCAGUUCAACAAGGGACACUUAAGAAAGAGAGACAGACAGAAAGAAGUAGAAAAAGAUGGAACAGGAAAAAGGGGAUAUAGAGAAGGAAAAGAAGAUGAAGAAAUAUAUGGGUCAGAGGGACCCCCCCCCCCC